Molecule: messenger RNA, 366 nt
Organism: Asparagus officinalis (garden asparagus)
Lineage: Eukaryota; Viridiplantae; Streptophyta; Magnoliopsida; Asparagales; Asparagaceae
Product: protein PXR1
Exons: 1
Coding region: 1-366 (121 amino acids)
Source: RefSeq, a predicted model, not a curated record
AUGGGAGGAGAGGAACCAAAGGAGGAGGAAAAGAAAGAGAAGAAGGAAAAGAACAAGGACGAAGAAAAACCGAAGGAAAAGAAAGACAAGGAAAAGAACAAGGAUGAAGAAAACCCCAAGGAAAAGAAAGAUAAGGAAAAGAACAAAGACGGGGGAGAGCCUAAGGAAAAGAAAGAUAAGGAGAAGAAAAAGGACAAGGCCGCUAAAAAUCCUGAUGACAAGAAAAAGAUCAAGGACCCUGCUGGUCUAAGAGCAAAGAUGGAGAAAAUUGAUGUGAAGAUUGAAGCCUUGAAAGCUAAGAAGGAGGAGCUUGCAAAGCAACUCCAUGAACUUGAAAGUGGUGAAGUGAAAGCUCCAGAGAGCUAG